AUGGGGCCGCGUGGCGCAGCCGCGGUGGCCGUGGGGCUGUGGGUCUUGGUGACGGUGGGCGUGGCGCCGGACCCCGAGGUGGUGGAGCCUCCGCGGCGCCUCCUCUCACACUACCGCUCCCUGGACCCCCGGGCGCUGCUGGCCAUCAAGGCACUGAGGGACCGCUAUGAGGAAGAGACGCUGAGCUGGAGGCCGCGCAACUGCUCGUUCCGCCGGAGGAGGGACCCUCCGCGGCCUUCCUCCCGUGCGCUGCUCCGCCAGGUGGCCCGCGGCCUCGCCGACGCCCAAGACGUGCUGAGCGGCCUGCCGAGCCCCGAGCUGUUCCCCGGCGUCGGCCCGACCCUGGAGCUGCUGGCGGCCGCGGGGCGGGAC
Molecule: messenger RNA, 372 nt
Organism: Physeter macrocephalus (sperm whale)
Lineage: Eukaryota; Metazoa; Chordata; Mammalia; Artiodactyla; Physeteridae
Product: interferon lambda-4-like
Exons: 3
Biological process (GO): defense response to virus; positive regulation of immune response; cell surface receptor signaling pathway via JAK-STAT
Molecular function (GO): cytokine activity
Source: RefSeq, a predicted model, not a curated record